CAACUUUCCUCCCACAUCUCCCCACCUCCGAAACCAGAAAGAAGUUUCACAUCGAAAAUGUCUACCGCUGCUUCGGAUAAAGCGACGCCGGAGAAAUUGACGCCGGUGUAUGGUCCUACGUCGGAGCAACCGCCGCUCUUCGAUGGAACUACUAGGUUGUACAUAAGCUACAGAUGUCCUUUUGCUCAGCGAGUGUUGAUCACCAGGAAUUUCAAGGGGCUGCAAGACGAGAUAAAACUAGUCCCGUUUAAUCUUCGAAGCAGGCCGGAUUGGUAUGCAGAGAAAGUUUAUUCCGAAAACAAGGUUCCAUCACUUGAGCAUAAUGGGAAAAUCAUGGGGGAGAGCAUUGAUUUGAUGAAGUAUCUGGAUAGCAACUUUGAAGGGCCUUCUCUUCUUCCUGAUGAUGCUACAAAGAAGCAAUUUGCUGAAGAGUUGCUUGAAUACACUGAUACAUUUAAUGGAAAUGUAUAUGCUGCCUUCAAGGGAGAUGUAGUGAGCGAUGUUGGCCCUGCUGUUGAUUAUUUGGAAGAUGCUCUUUCAAAGUACAGUGGACCAUUCUUCCUUGGUGACCAGUUCAGUUUGGCAGACAUUGCAUAUAUCCCAUUCAUUGAAAGAUUUGAGAUCUUCCUAUCAGAAGUAUACCAGUACAACAUUACUGAAGGUAGACCGAACCUUGCUGCUUGGAUUCAGGAUAUUAACAAGCUAGAGUCUUACAAUCUGACCAAACAAAUUGAUCCAAAGGAGGUUGUCGAGUAUUACAGCCUGCGUUUCCUGCCGCAGGCUCAGGGGGCUGACAACUAAACUCAAGUGCAGAUUUCUCUCUUGAUGUUUAGUCUUUUACCUAAAAAAAUUUAUACAUGUAGUCGUAGAAUAAAAAAAACGGUCACUCGUUCUAUAUUAUCUUUUUUUCCUUAGGCUCAUUUUAUAUUUUUUUAUUUUUAUGAAUGUGUGCAUUUUAUUCUUUGAAAUGUAAAUGAUCUUUCACUAAAAAUAGUGGAAGGUCCAUAAGUAAUGAAGCAACUCCUACACAAAGUAAAGAUACAUAUUAAGUGGAAAAUAAAAGUAAACGCGUUGAGCAGAAUUUCAUGUGGAAUCAGUGAUAUGGAUGCCUCGAAGAUCUAUGAACCAGGAGGUGGAGGAAACGAACAGGUAGCAUCUCAAUGUCCCAAUCCUCUGCCAUUGAAACAAAACAGGGGAAGAUAUUCAUGAUCUAUCCAACCUGGUCGAGAUGCAUUCACUGUUCUCAUUAUGGACGAACAAUCGAGAGCGCAACAGAGCUCCUGUGUUGACGAAGACUAGUGAUGGCAAUUUGAACCCGCACCACGGGUAUUGGCCGACCCGCAGAAGUGAGGGGAGGGGCAUGGGUAUCUACUUCCAACCCGUCCCGACCCCGUUCUUGGCCCAUUCUCACUUUCUUACAAUAUCUAUAAAUAUUUCUCCUAUUUGGACUCUUCAUCAACUAGUUAGAGUUGAUCUUUCAAUUGGUUAGACUCAAUUACCCAUUCUGUUAUCACCAUUCUUCAUUCAUAAAGUGUUUUCCCUUUGUUUUAUCGUAAAAAGUAAAAUGUGUAUGUAUUUUUCAAAUAACAUGUAAGCGUGGGUCGACCCGCCCCACCCCGUACCCACGUGGAUUUUACCUACCCAACUCAUAAUAGCGUGAGGAAGGGCAUGGGUACUGAGGUACCCACCCCACCCCACCCCACCCCAUUGCCAUCACUAAUGAAGACCC
This is a messenger RNA of Linum tenue, 1729 nucleotides long. The record is from the annotation of a GenBank genome assembly. Lineage: Eukaryota; Viridiplantae; Streptophyta; Magnoliopsida; Malpighiales; Linaceae.